Molecule: messenger RNA, 3321 nt
Organism: Letharia lupina
Lineage: Eukaryota; Fungi; Ascomycota; Lecanoromycetes; Lecanorales; Parmeliaceae
Exons: 3
Coding region: 1-3321 (1106 amino acids)
Biological process (GO): amino acid activation for nonribosomal peptide biosynthetic process; secondary metabolite biosynthetic process
Cellular component (GO): cytoplasm
Molecular function (GO): catalytic activity; phosphopantetheine binding
Source: RefSeq, a predicted model, not a curated record
AUGGGUCUUGUAGAAGCUGCCCCUGACGAGGUUGCCAAUGAAGCCUCCUCGGCCGACCUGGAACAGAUUCGAAACUGGAACCAAGGCGUUCCUCCCGCAAUCGAAGCCUGCGUACACCACCUAGUUGAGGGAAAAGUCCGCGACCAGCCUAAUGCUGAAGCGGUCCGCUCAAGAGAGGGUGCACUAACCUAUGGGGAUUUGGACUCCUAUGCAAACGGACUUGCAAGUCAUCUAGUCCAUCAUGGCAUCAAGCCAGAGGACAUCGUCCCAGUAUGCUUCGAAAAGUCUAUGUGGACCGUCGUUGCCAUGCUUGCGGUCUUGAAAGCUGGCGCGGCUUUCGUGCCUAUUCCCUGUUCCCCUGUGCAGAGGGUCAAGACCAUCCUCUCCCUGAUCAGGCCCUCCGUCAUCCUCACAUCCACUCAGCAAGCGGCAGUAUUUGCUAAUAUGAGCGAACAUGUUAUUGUAGUAGGGCAAACUUGCUGUGACGAGAUUGGGGCGGCCAAACGUGAGCCUCUCCGGGUGGAUGUGAGGCCAAAUAAUCUGGCAUAUGUCCUUUUUACAUCUGGUAGCACAGGCAUUCCGAAGGGAGCGCAAAUCGAGCAUAGUCAACUUUGCACCCACUUGAAGACAUGGGGUGACACCGCAGGUUUUGAUCGUACAUCCAGAGUGUUCCAAUUUGGUGCCCACGUGUUUGACGCAGUCAUCGAUGAGGUGUUCUUACCGCUGAUAUAUGGUGGUACUAUAUGUAUCCCCUCGGAUGAUGACCGUAUGAAUAAUAUCGCUGGUACCAUGAGAGACAUGCGGGUCACGUAUGCUUUAUUCACGCCAUCUCUGCUUUCCACGCUGCGCCCCGAGGAUUUUGACCUUGCUUCACUAAAGACAUUAGUCAUUGCUGGAGAGCUACCUCCCCAGGACUUGCUUACUCUUUGGGCGAACGUUCCAGACUUGCAGGUUUUCAACGCGUAUGGGCCCACGGAAUGCUGCGUCAUAUGCUGUGCCGCCAACAUCACGCGAAACGGACCCCGUGCACGGAACAUAGGCAGAGCAAUCGGUGAUAUACUGUGGAUUGUAGACGCUUCAGACAUCAAUAAGCUGGCCCCAGUUGGUGCCGUUGGCGAGCUGCUGAUCGAAGGGCCCACGGUGGGCAGAGGAUAUAUUGGCGCCGAUGAGAAAUCAGCGAUGGCUUUCAUACAGGCUCCAUCAUGGCUGCAGGAUCUUCGCAAUUGCAAUAUCCAGAGAGUUUACAGGACUGGAGAUCUCGUCAGAUACGGCAAAGACGGCACGAUCGAGUUUGUCGAACGCAAAGAUAAACAGGUCAAGCUACGAGGGCAAAGGAUGGAGUUGGGUGAAGUGGAACACCAACUAAGACGCGCACUUCCUCCAAGAACAGCAGCAAUCGCCGAUAUCAUCUCGACGGAGAGCAGUAGAGGCGAGCCAAUGCUCGUCGCUUUCAUUUGUCUCGGAGGCGAUAAGGGUAUCAACAAGUCUGGGAGCAGGUCUGGUCGUCUGGUUACAGAUCCUGCUAUCAAGCAGCAAGUCAGUGAUCUUAUCGCCAGCCUGAACGCGCAACUGUCAGAUGUCUUGCCGUCAUACAUGAUUCCUUCGGUGUUUGUGGCCAUGGAGUCAAUGCCACACCUUGACUCUUCUAAGAUUGACAGGGCAGGACUCCGCCAGAUAUUCAUAACGUCCUUUUCUCCGCCUACCAAAGGUGUGAUUGCAGACCGUGCUUAUGAGUCGCAACAUCCACCAAUGACAGAUACGGAGGAACGGCUUCAACAAAUCUGGACAGAAGCGUUCAGAGUGGCACCAUCUCGCAUAGGCCUCGAGGACCACUUCUUCCAACUUGGCGGUGAUUCUGUAACUGCAAUCCGCCUGGUAGCGAUUGCUCGCCGUGCAGGGCUUUUCCUGACCGUGCAUAUGCUUUUCGAACACCCCACAAUUGCCGAACUCGCUGCUGCAGUCCAGCCGAGUGUCAGCGCAGUUCAAAAGGAAUGGAUGCCUGAACCCUAUACUCUACUCCAAGAGGAAGUUUCUUCGAUCAUGGAUCUCCAAACAGAAGCAGCCACACAAUGUAGCGUCGCCCUCGACAUGAUCCAAGACAUCUACCCCCUACCGCAACAAAAUGAAACAUACAUGACCGCUCCCGAACUCAGAGCCGCGAUAACAUUCCCCCUCCCACCAGGAACUGAUCUGGAACGAUAUCUGGACUGCUGGAAACGCAUCAUCACAUCGCAUGAUAUACUGCGUACUCGCGUAAUUAAGACGGCAGUGGGCAUGUACUCCGUCGUCACGACCGCAACUCUUAACAUCCGGACAGCCACAGACCUUGACGCUUUCAUCGUAGAAGAAAAGAAAGCUAUCGUCGGUUUCGGAAAUGCGCUGAGCGCAUAUUGUCUCAUCAAAGACCCCAACGAUGAACACAAGACAUGUUUCGUCUGGACAGCCCAUCACAUAAUCUACGACGGAUGGUCCCUCGGCUUGAUCAACGCGAAGCUACGCCGCGCCUAUACCGACUCCAACUUCACUAACGCAGAGGAGCCUAACCCGAAACAGCUCGUCCAACAUUUCCAAACCCUCGACCGCACAGCCAUAUACGACUAUUGGCGCUCUCACUACGCCGGCGUCACAUUCAAGCCUCUAUUCCAAUCACCAAAUGGACGGUACUGGGAAGCAGACCAGAAGUUACCUCUCCGGAUCAACUUCGCCUCAACCGGCGCAGCCAAAGGCUCAGCAUUCACCAUCCCAGAUAUAAUCUCGGUGGCGUGGGUACUCGCGCUAUCACGGCAUUUCGAAGCGGCUGACAUAGCUCUCGGGAUCAUGCGCUCAGGUCGCACCCUCCCAGUUGAAGGUAUCGAGAACUACAUCGGAGCUCUGAUCAACCAGCCACCGUGGCCCGUGCACAUUGAUGAGGCCGCCCUUACUCACGAUUUCGUUCGUAAUUUCCAGCGUGACAUCUGGGAAUCCAGCAAAUACGAAGCCAUCGGCUGGCUUGAGAUUAAGACCUUGAGUCCUGAGGCGGCGACAGCGAUUUCGAAUUAUGUAUGGCUCAACAUCCAGGCGAAGGAUAUAGAGGCGGAGGAAAAAGAGAGGAUCGAGGAGAAUGAGUUGCCGGCACCGUUGGAGCAACAAUUCUACCGCAUCUGGCACCCGCUGAUGUUGGAAUGUGAGAUUGACAAGCAGGGGGUGAGUGCGGUGGCUUAUCACGACAGGAGCGUUGAACCCGGGGUCGUCCAAGAGAUCAUGACUGCGUUCGAGAAGGCGUUCAUGGACCUGAGUAAUGCGAAGGAGGGGCAGAAAAUUUGUGAUAUUGCCAGCGAGUGA